Messenger RNA from Macrobrachium nipponense, 10437 nucleotides. Its product is annotated as mucin-2-like. NCBI's taxonomy places the organism in Eukaryota, Metazoa, Arthropoda, Malacostraca, Decapoda, Palaemonidae. The transcript has a single exon. The coding region runs from base 110 to 2785 and encodes 891 amino acids. The record is from RefSeq and is a predicted model, not a curated record.
UUGCAAAGGAGAUUUUAGCCGACACAUUCCCAGUCCAGGGGGAUGGUCACCGAAUCCAAGCACCAUCCCUGGUUUUUCCUUUUGUGUUGACCCUAGUAGAAAGAGAAGAAUGUUUAAGAAAAAUCUUAAGUGGGCUAGUGAGUCAGAUUUACUUAUUUUUAGACAACCUAAAGGUUUGCUUUCUACCAAUUUCUUGUCUUCUACCUUACCAUUACAACAACCAAGAUCUCUGCCCCCUUUGCCUGUCAGUUCAGCCUCUUUUGCCACUCAGACUUCAAAGGAAAGUCCUAUAGUCAUACGACACAUUCACGAGUUUAAAUUGUCUCCGUCCCCUACGAAUGAAGAUAGCGGAUGCUGCCGCACUUCACCCAGCAGUUGUGAAGGCUGUGAUGAUAAUGGUUGUGUGGAAGAUCACUCACCAGACUAUGUUGGGACCUUGGAUUCCGGCGUCUCUGGAGUUUUUUCCAAUACUUUAGAAUCUGGGCUGUCGGGAGUGUACCGCUGCCUCAGCCCAGUGAUUCCUUCUAUAGUAGAAGAGUGCACCACUCAUCAUAUGAGUGAUAUUAUUCCAGCUUUAGGUGGUCAGAGAAGUAACUCACCCCCUGUAAUGCAUCAUUCACACCCAGCGCACACUUCUUGUCUCCAUUGCUGUUUCCAGAAUAGUUCUCAGGAUAUGAGCAAAGAGAUGGGGAGCUGUGGAGGACCAAAUGUCCGUGUGUCGUCUCCAUGUCCACCCAGACCUCACACAGUGUGUUCGUACAGUCCUCCUUAUAAAUAUAAUCAUACAACUUCUUUAUCGACGACACCCAUUCCAAGCAUUCACGUAUCCCCGUCUCUUUCUCCCCUUCCCAACUCCCCAAAUGUUUCUCUUGCAUUCUGCCUCCCAUCAACGGUUGUGGAAGUGUCGACCAUACAGGCCAGCCCUGGAGUGCUGAGCUGUAGUAAGACCCCGGAGAGCUUAAUGACUAUGUGUUCAUUGCCACCUGCGUCUGCAACCUCCCUCACUUCUCUCACAUAUGUAACGAGUCCAACUUCUGCUUCUCUGUCUCAAGCUCGAAAGACUUGCCCAGCAUAUUCUCGACCAUUGAUUCCACCAGAUUCCCCUACCCCGCAUAACUCGCCACGCCUUCCUAAUAGCAUAAACGCCACUCGUAGCAGAGCUACCAAGUCUCCGCCCUUUGUUAAUGCCCUGGUAACAGAAACAGUUCCAGACCCAGUAGACUUGCCUGUUACAAAGACAGUCCUCGUCAAUAAUUCAGUUAGCAGUAGUAAGGAUUUUACAAAGCUAGAAAAGGCUCCACCAAACCAAGAAAAGAGUAGUCUUGUGGAUGUCACCACAAUAAGUUCCCCUACUACUGAUAAAAUACCUGAGCAGAAUAGUAAGGUUCAAAAGGAGAGCAACUCAUCUAACCCUGCCAAUACAUCUGUUCCAAUCUCAGGUAGAACUAAGUUAGAGCCACAUAAACCUCUGCAUCUCAACAUGAAGUUACCUGCUAUGCUUAGGAAGACGUAUGUUCAGGAUAGCGAGAAAAAAGAUGACCCCGCAAAAGUAGUACCAUCACCUUUGCUUUUGCAACCUCCCCAGUCAACACCAACAAAGUUUAGGAAUGAGGAAAAGGUUCAACCUUUAACAAAGAAUUCAAAGAACACAGAUGAGAAAGGAGAGACUGGUGCAAUAGGAACUGCUAAUGUGUGUAAUGGAAGUAGCAUUAGUAAACCCCUCGUUAAUGGUUAUAAGAGUGAUGUACCAUAUUCUCAAUAUCCUCGCAAGUACAGUCCAUUAUGGAGAGCAAACACUCCCUUGCUUUCAUCAGCUUCAAAUACCAGUAAUCCCUCUAACAAUAAUUCCUCUCUAACUAAUGGUAUAUAUCCCUCUAGUAGUUUAUCACUUUCCAAUUAUACGUAUUCCAUUAGCAAUGCCUCCUCUCCUGCUUCUUUUUCUCCCAUUGUUAAUAAGGAUGAUUACACGCAGAAAAGCAGCAAGAAGAGCUCUCCAAUUAUUUCAAAGAAUGGGAAAGAAAAUUCUUUGCAAUCAAAGGGUAACAAUCAUGUCAAAUUCAGAGAUCCAGUUGUGAGUGAAGCAUUUCAGAGAAGUCAAGACCCUGUUCCAAGCCAUUAUUCCCCAGCCUCACCAAGAGAGCGUAUGUUAUCACCUACACCUAAAGUUCCUUUGAAUAAGAGUGAAUCACCUGCCAAUGCAAAAAAGAACCAGAAUGGAGUCACUCUCAUGAGUGACACACUCUUCACCCACUUUGUUGUUACCAAUUCACUACCUGGUAGAUUAGAAAGAGAUGUUGCUUCUGCUACGGACACUGAUACAGAUUUGGAAACUCUUGAACGUAGACUAACGUUGGGUAUGUAUGCCGCUCCCCUUGUUAGCUCAGAAUCAUGUACAUCAUUUAGUCCUGAUGAUGGAGAUGAAGAUCCAUCUGCAACAGAAUAUUGCACAGACACUGAGGAGUAUAAUCCUCAUCAGUAUAAAGCAUUUUCUGAAGAAAAUAGUUCUGCCAGUUGCGGUACCCAGGCAUUACUGUUGAGUAAGGCACGCAAUAAGAGACGCAAUCCAAAAUUCCUGAAUGUCAAAGGGCUUGAUGCUGCAGCUCUUGUCAACACAUAUAGCUUUUUUCGGAAACAAAGCAAAACAAAGAAACAAAGAAAGAAUUCAUUCAAGGAGCUAACACCAACUUCAGUUAAUGGUGGUGCUAUUGUUAAACCAAAAAAUAAAACUGCAAAACACAUGGUAGCAGAAACCUUUAAUGCUAUGUUUACAUUGUGCACCCCGUGAUCUGUACAAGGUAUAGAAGUGAUAAUACCACUUUACUAUUACAUUCUGUUAUGGAGCAUAGAUUUCCUUUAAAAGGAAAGUAUGCUUCCCUCUAGCAAAUAAUAAUAAUUUUUCAAAACUUAAAUUUAAAUUAUUAUGUAAGCUGAACAAAUAUGGAAGUUAUCUCCACAAAUUGUUUUUCAGUUUUGUGGCAUUGACAUGUGGCUGCUUUUUUUUUUUUUUAAGAAAUCUUCCUAAAUGCUUCUCCAUUUUCUUUUUCUCUAGUCAGACUAUUUAUUCUUCUCGAUAGCAGCUCUUACAGUUGUUGAAGUAAUAGCCAUUUCCUUUAUCUGAUAACUUAUGCAUUAUUUAGUGAAUCAUGAAACUUUAAACGCAUUUAGUAAGCCUAGCUUACUAGCGCCCACAAAGCUAGUCAUAAAUGGUGUGUUUUAACCCCUGAGCCAUUUGGUGCUCAUGUGCAUUUAAUUAGUAAGUAUGUAAAGCUUCAGGACUGUGCCAAACAUAGGUUAACUGUUCUGCUUGUUUUGCACCUGAGGUAUAAUAAGUACUUAAGGAAGCAUCAUUCAAAUAUGCCCUUCAAGGGAACUUACUUCUGCAAGAAUUGCACCUCGUGUUCAUUUUGUGAUGCGACAUCAUAUCUUUAGUAUUUACAUUGCAACUUGUGAGAGAUGGAAGAACUCUUUCAGUUGCCACUAACUUAACUAAUUUUACUUGUGUUGUAAGUCAGAUUUAAUGUCCUGUAUCAUGGAACUUACAAAUGGAAAGCCAAGUGAAGUGAGUUCAGUGGGGUUUUUUUAUAAGUAUGUAGUAAACAGAAGGUUUUCUUAUCGAAAUCUAUUCUCCGUAUUCUCCGUAAGCCAUUGUUGUAAUUAUUGUAUUCCCCUAAACUUUUGCUGUGCAAAAUUAUUCCAUAAUUACUGAACAAAUCUUCCUAAAAUGACUAUUCAUUAGAGCCAUUUUUAUGAAUAAGUGUAAAUGUUCAGUGCAAGUAAGUUCUUUUGAAAUUUGUAUGAUGUCACUGAUGCAAUACUUUGGCCUCAAUUUAGGUGUGUAUAGCUUUGCAGGAUGUAAUCGUUAGUGAUAAGAGUAGUUUUUGUGCAAUUAUACAUAGACCUCUCAGCUUUGAAUGAGCUUGUCACAUAGUGCUUUCAGUACAGUUGCAAUGUACAUCAUUGAUUGUUCAGUGUAUUAAGUUUAUGCUUUUCAGUUUCUCAUUAACAAAUGGUUGAUAAUGUAUUAUCAAUGAUAUAUAUAUGACUGUUAUUCUAAGGUACAGUGAUGUGUCUUAAUCGUAUCUUGGUUGUAUAAUCAGUUCACUCAUUUUUCUUCGUAAAAUUGCUUUGAUUCAGUGAGCAUUUGAGUAUGUUGCUCAGCUCCAGAUAUUCAAGUCACUAACUUAUAUUUAAAAAUACUUAACAAUUUGCCAUCCUUGUUUGUGCAUGCAGUGAUUAUUGAUUUCUAGGCAAAUGACCCUGUUUGAUAAUGAUGGAUGCACAAGCUAGUAAAUUCAAAAAUUUUUAUAGUCUUUUAAAUUAACUACUAAUAGUCAAUUCAAGACACAUUGUCCGUAUAAAUAUUGUACAGGUACAGUAGUUCAUACAAUAGGUUUUAGUUAUUUGCACAUUGUCAAUUCACCCUCGUUGAUCUCACUCCAUUUUUACUAAACUAUUUAAUCAGGUACAUUCAUAUAUUUCAAGUUUGAAUUUGUUUCCAUUAAGCACAAACCGAUGUAAAAAUUAGAAGCUAUAAAAUACUUUGAAUACCAAUUAACGCAGACAUAUAGAGAGCCGGAAUUUGAUUUUCACUAUAGCAUUCUUUACUUCAGAUUAUUACGUGGAAGUAACUAAAACCUGUUUGUUGCAAAUGAAAAUUUUUAUUUUGCUGUCGCUAAUUUUUUUUUUUACCGUUAUUUUUGUACUAUUGAAGUAAUAGUUUAUUUGGUCAAAUUUGGCUCUCUCCUUUGAAGUUCAUUGUCAGCUAUAGCACAUUGGCUGUUCCCUCAUUCCAAGAUUUUUCAUUUAAGAAAUAGGUAAGUCGCUAGGAAAAAAUAAUUUAGCACUGUUUUCGGUGAAUUAUUGGUAGACUGUGAUAAUUGUAAUACCGUAACAAUGAACUCUUUUAAUAGUUAAGAGUCAUGUUUGCUCAAGAAAUAAUCCUUGCAAUGAGUACCUUGAGUGAUAUCCGAUGAGAAUUAGGCAAGAAUGUUAGAAUUCAGUGUACAGUAUUUCCAGAAAAAUGUAGCUUUAGUAUAGUAUAGCUUUCAUUAGGUUUUGUAAAUUAUCUUCGUAUAAUCAUCGUGUAUUUAUGACUCUCGAUAUUGGAUGAGUAAUGCUCUGAUGUAAAAAGACACAGUGAAGGAUCAUAAAAUGCUACAAAUUCAUUUUAUCGUGAAUGGUCACAAAGUGCUACCAUGAUGAUGUGGGCUUCAAAGAAGAGAGGGUAAUCAUGAUUUUUGUUUUCAUCGGUACCAUGCUUUUAAUUAAGAGACAAUUGUGUGCUUUUGAUAUUUUUAUCAUUUUGUGUUUGCAUGACUUUCAGUUACCGCAUGUGAACUGCAAACUACCCCUUACUUUAUCUACCAGCACUUUUAUUAAUUAUGUUAAUUUAUAUUCCUGUACCUAUUUUCAAAUCAUAUUUUAAUCUUUAUUCAUAUAAUCUUGUCCCACUGAAAAGUUUUAAAAAUUUAACAUAUAUAACUUAAAUUCGUAUCAUAACUAGAUUGAGGGCUCUUGAGGAAUCAUUUUCAGCAGUUAGAGACUGUCAUUAGAAUGAGGUAGAUAAAACAGUGAUAUUCCUGUCAGUGCAAAUAAUCUAUUUAGUUUCUUUAAUUAAAAGUGUGGUUUUAUUAGUAACAAUUCAUUGUAUGCUAUGCAGUGCCGAACUCUCGUACCGCUUAUGGUAUUUUGCCGUAUGUUUUUCAAAUCUUAUUGUCCAAAUUUUUGUUUGUAAUCAGCUUUUGUUUUUGAAAAGAUCUUGAUCUGAAAACCACCUUAAAGUGUUCAGCAAGAUUUUCCUUUUAACUUCGCUGUUGUGCACUUUGCUUUGUCGUGUUCACAUUUCAUGGCUAAUGUGCCAGGGUGAAGGAAGUUGUUGUAUUUUGAUUUGGUCCCCACACACGAUUUUUUGUUCUGCACCUGGAAUUUACAGUUGAAGCACAGUAUACUGAGAUUGUUCGUAGAAUGUAAACGAAGGGAAAUUCGUCUUGUGGUACACACAGUAAUGCGGGAAGCAGCACAACAAGCCCUAGCAAUCCUUUCCCUCCCUGUUUCUCUUCUCCUGUGGCAGCAGCCUCUGUUUUCCUUUGAAGAAAGCAGAGUCUUUGCUCCUCUAAAUUAUUGCGGUAGAUGUGAGGGGUCAGUAUGUGGUAUACCCAACUGCUGAGUAUGCAUCAAUUUUACAUUUUUUAUUUUACAUAUACAUAUAUAUAAAAAUAUAUUAUUUUAAGUCUCACUCAUAACAAAUGUAUAAAUUCCCUAAAUACAAUUAGAUAUGUGAAUAAUUUUAAGUUGUUUUAUUUCCUGAACACCCUAUAUAUACCCUGUUAUAUAUAUAUACGUACUACAUCAUAUAUCUUUGGGGUUGCUUGGGCUUGUUGCUUGGUGGUAGUGGGUACCUUUGUUAACGUCUGUUUGUGUGUGUUUGUGUUUUGUUCUGCUUAUGUUACUGUUCUUGCUUUGUGAUGCUACUAACAAUUUAUUACGCGCUCUCAGUGUGCUGUGGGAAACAUGAUACAGUACACAGUAUGUAUUAUGUUGAAGUCUUAUAGUGUGCUGAUUGUUAUUGUUAUUAGAAUAUUUUAGAUGGAAAGCCUGCGCUGUACAGCAUUUCAUAUAGUAUUUGUUAUUUACUGUUAUUCUUAUUGUAUUUAUGCAUUUGUCAGUUCAUCAUAUUGGUGCUUUUAUUUUUUUUUAUAUUAUAUUUGGAAAUGUAUGCAGUUCUUGUUCAUUAACUCAGAACUGCUUUCUUUCUUUAUAUUUUCUUUGCUCUUGAAAGAAACUUUGAAUAUCAAACCAUCCUUGUCUCAAUAAUACUGUAUUUUGUAAUGUUUAAACUAAGUUCUGAAAGAAAAUGGGAUGGUUGCUUAUCUUAGAUGCUUCUUAAUGGUGAUGGGCAGCAUAGUGACUGUUAUAUGCUAUAAAGAGGCUGUAUGUUGAAGGAGUUACGUUCUUUGUCUAUUUUAUGAAUGUAAUUUUAAAAACUGUGGUCUGAAGACUUCUAUGAUGCUCUCUUUGUUCUCACACACUGUAUAAGUUUCUCUAUGUUUAAAGCGACAGCUGUUGCUCAUGAAAGAUCACAGUACACAGCCUUUGGCCAUUUAAAAUAUGAUAUUGCAGUUGAUUUGUUACAGUAUUUUGACUUUUAAAAGUGAAAUGCUUGGUAUCUUUAUUCUUUUUAAAUGAAAGUAAGGUCAUGUUUGUCUUGAGGUAUCGAUAAAUGUAGUAGUGUUGGUACAGUACGUAUGUACUUUGAAUUUUUUUAUUUUGUGGAUAUGCCAAAUAUACUGUCAAAUAUAUUAUGAUACAAUGAACAGUGUGAUACCCAAGUCAAGUAUCAUAUAAAGUACUUUCACUCUGAAAUAUUAAAUAUUGACCACAGUGUAAGUGGAAGGUGGAAGUGCAACAGAUAUUCCUCCGUUUUGCACUUGCAUUUAUUGAGUAAGCAAGAAUAAGUAAUUCAUGCCCUUAGCAGGACAGCUAGACUUUGAAACAGUCGUUACAAGUAAUGUGUACAGUAUAUUGUGAAACCAAUGUAACUAGUUUUGAAAUUUGUCUGCCACAAGUUUAAAUUGAAUCCACAGCCAUUAUUGUCCACCAUGUUAUGUUAAUGAUGCUGAUGUGUACAUCAACUUCAACCUUCCAUCAGAGAAUUAAAAUGCCAUUUAUAGGACUGAACAAGUUGAGAAGGCAGAGUUUUUUCAUGUGUCUGAAUCUCUGUUAUUGUCCAUUUAUUUUGUUAGUUCCUGCUGUGCAUGUUAACCCUCUUACGCCGAAGGGAUAUAAUAAAAAUUGUCUCCGUAUGCCGGGGGGUCUCGGAAUGAGCGCGGAAGCGGAAAAAAUAUUUUUUUCAAAAAAUCACAGCGCGCUUAGUUUUCAAGAUUAAGAGUUCAUUUUUGGCUCCUUUUUUUGUCAUUGCCUGAAGUUUAGUAUGCAACCAUCAGAAGUGAAAAAAAUAUCAUUAUCAUAUAUAAAUAAUGCGAUAUAUGAUAGCGCAAAAACAAAAUUUCAUAUAUAAUUGUAUUCAAAUCGCGCUGUGAGCAAAACGGUUAAAGCUAACGAGUUAAUUUUUGUUGUUGUUGUAUAUAACACAUUGUAAAACGAUCAAAGCAACACAGAGAAGAAAAUAUUAUCACAUAAUGAUGCAUGAAUUCAUAAUGUGCGGAUGUAAAAAAAUGUUUUUUUCAAAAAUUCACCAUAAAUCUAAAUAUUGUUCUACAGACUUCCAAUUUGUUUCAAAAUGAAGAUAAAUGAUUGAUUAUUACUAUACUGUAAGAGUUUUAGCUUACAAUUGCAGUUUUCUACCGUUUCGGAUGAGUUAAAUUUGACUGAAUGUCGAAUUUUUUAAAUAUAUUUUUGUUAUAUGCAAAUAUUUCGAAAAGGAGAAAAGCUACAACCUUCAAUUAUUUUUUUGUUGUAUUUUACAUGAAAUUGCACACAUUUUCAUAUAUAAAACUCUAUGAAACGCCUAAUAUGAAACGGAGCAAAUAUUACGAGAAUGCGAUGUACGCAUUUCGGAGAUUUGCGGCAGAGAAUCCGCGCGCAGAGGGAAGGAAAGUUUUUGUUUUUAAAUUCACCAUAAAUCUAAAUAUUGUGCUAGAGACUUCAAAUUUGUUUCAAAAUGAAGAUAAAUGACUGAAUAUUACUAGACUGUAAAAGUUUUAGCUUACAAUUGAGCUUUAUGACUAUUUCGGUAGAGUCAAACUUGAUCAAAUGUGGUUUUUUUUCUAUUUAUCGUGAUUUAUAUGCAAAUAUUUCGAAAAUGAGAAAAGCUACAACCUUCAAUCAUUUUUUGUUGCAUUCUACAUGAAAUUGUGCACAUUUUCAUAUAUAAAACUUUAUGUAACGGCUAAUUUAAAAUGGUGCAAACAUUAUGACAAUCGCACGAAAAAAUUGAUUGGAAGAGUUACCGCGCGGACGUAAGGAAAAAGUUUUUUUCAUAAAUUCACCAUAAAUCCAAAUAUUGUGCUAGAGACGUCCAAUUUGUUGCAAAAUGAAGGUAAAUGACUGAAUAUUACUAGAAUAUAUGAGUUUUUGCUUACAAUUGCGUUUUUCGACCAUUUCGGUAGAGUCAAAGUUGACCGAAGGUUGAAAUUUUGGCACAUCUUUAUUUAUAUGAAAAUAUUUCAAAACUGAUAAAAGCUACAAUCAUGAGUAUUUUUUGUUGUAUUCUACAUGAAAUUGCACACAUUUUCAUAUAUAAUAUUCCAUGUAACGGCUAAUUUAAAAUGGUGCAAAAUUUAUUUCAAAGUGACGAAAUAAUUUCUGAGAUGUGUCACUGAUACUUUUUAGUGCGAUUAGAAAGAAAUUCGCGCCUGCGUAACGAUUGUAAACAAAACAACGCCUUGAUCCGUGAGCUCCCAGCAUCCCCCAAGGCACGUGAUUUUUCGCCUGGUAGGCCUAUAAGUAUUUUUCCGUGAAUUUUAAACAAACUUUUGUAUGUCGACGUACGAUACGUCCAAUCGGCACCCGACAGACAAUUUAUCUCGAUGUAUAAUACGUCCAAUCGGCAUAAGAGGGUUAAUAGUAUUUUUUUUGGACAAGAUCUUAAGUGGAUAUUAAAGAGAGGAGGUGAGGAAAGCUAAUGAUAAGUGAGGGGUGAAUUUUAUAACUUCUUUUCUGAGGUAUUUACCCAACCUCACAUGAGAGAAAUACCUUACUGUCCCUUCUUUUUUUCUUUUUCAAGUGCUAAUUCAACUACUGAGGGCCAAUGGGCUUUUGUUUGUCCUAAGGACUAGGAGACAUGAUUUGUAGUGCUAGCUAAUUUUAGUCUGCUUUAGCUGAGCCACAAACAGUGAAGUUUUCCAUUGGAGGAAGAGGCUGUAGCAUUUCACCUUGUCUUUCGUAAUAUGUACUAGAUUUGUGCUUUUUGAAAUAGUAAAUUAUGUUGGUCGUAAAAUAUGGUGCAAUUCUAUAACAGCAUUGUCUCACAACCUCAAGUACUAGUUCCCUUGUUCUAUAGAUGGCACUAAAGGUUCUCCAUAGCCCCAGUUACAUUACUUUCUGCCAUGCACUUUUCGUCAUUAUUUUUUAGUAGGGAGCCCUCCAUCAACUAUGUUUCAUUGUAAAUGAUUGCUGGUUCAGUAGCAUUAGCUUCAUAUUAUUUCUCUUAAAGAGGCAGUCUAUAUGUUCCAAAUUCCUCCUCACUAGGUUGAGUAACAAAUUAGGGUGGUACUAUUUUUCUUUUCCUAUGAAGUUGCAAAGAAUGACAAAACACAAUGAUAGGUAAAUGCUACUUUAUUUUUGUCGUCACUACCAUGAUUGAGCAAGUACAGUGUUUCCCCCUUAUUCGCGGGGAAUGCGUACCAGACCCCCGUGAUUAGCUAGAAUCCGCGAAUAGUUGAAACCCUCAUAAAAAACUCAAGAAAAAACUGCUAAAAAUGUUUAUAGUACCUGUUUUUUAAUAGUUUUUUCACAAAAUGUGCUCUUAUGAUAAAA